This is a messenger RNA of Triticum turgidum subsp. durum (durum wheat), 1119 nucleotides long. NCBI's taxonomy places the organism in Eukaryota, Viridiplantae, Streptophyta, Magnoliopsida, Poales, Poaceae. The record is from the annotation of a GenBank genome assembly.
AUGGCUGCAGCGGCGAUUUCCGGCGGUCACCUCGUCCUCUCCACCCCUACCUCCACCCGGCGCCCACGGUCGCUCCCCCUCCAUCCGCCCUCAGCGCGACCAAUCGCCGCAUCCUCCGCCUCCGCAGCCCGCCGCGGGGUCGCGGCCGCCGCAGUGUCCAGCCCUGCCGCGGUCCCCUCCACUGGGAAAGAUGGUGCAAAACAGCUUCCUAAGGAUUUUCUUCAUAUCAAUGAUUUUGACAAAGAUACAAUCAUGAAGAUCCUUAACCGAGCAAUUGAGGUUAAGGCAAUGAUAAAGUCAGGAGACAGGAGCUUCCAACCGUUCAAAGGAAAGUCGAUGGCAAUGGUCUUCGCCAAGCCGUCAAUGAGGACCCGUGUUUCGUUUGAAACAGGAUUCUUCUUGCUUGGUGGGCAUGCUGUUUAUUUAGGUCCCGAUGAUAUCCAGAUGGGCAAGCGUGAGGAGACCCGUGAUGUUGCUCGUGUACUUUCUGGAUAUAAUGACAUCAUUAUGGCCAGGGUUUUUGCUCACCAGGAUAUUUUGGACUUGGCAAAAUAUGCACCUGUACCUGUCAUAAAUGGCCUUACAGACUACAACCAUCCGUGCCAGAUAAUGGCUGAUGCGCUCACUAUGCUUGAACAUGUUGGGCGUAUUGAAAACACCAAGGUUGUCUAUGUUGGAGAUGGCAACAAUAUUGUACACUCAUGGCUUCUAUUGGCUGCUGUGAUUCCCUUCCACUUUGUAUGCGCUUGUCCUAAGGGCUUUGAGCCAGAUGCCAAAACUGUGGAGAUCGCUAGGAGUGGUGGAAGUAAGAUUGAAAUAACAAAUGAUCCCAAGGAAGCAGUUAAGGGAGCAGAUGUUGUGUAUACAGAUGUUUGGGCCAGCAUGGGCCAAAAGGAGGAAGCUGAAUAUAGGAAAAAAGUAUUCCAAGGAUUCAUGGUGGAUGAAGCCCUGAUGGAGAUGGCUGGUCCAAAAGCCUUCCUCAUGCAUUGUUUGCCCGCGGAGAGAGGGGUGGAGGUAACAGAUGGUGCCAUCGAGGCUCCCAACUCGAUCGUAUUCCCCCAGGCAGAGAACAGAAUGCACGCGCAGAACGCAAUCAUGCUUCAUGUGCUUGGAGCUUGA